Messenger RNA from Nymphalis io (European peacock), 2491 nucleotides. RefSeq names its product ubiquitin-like modifier-activating enzyme ATG7 (gene Atg7). The record is from RefSeq and is a predicted model, not a curated record. Lineage: Eukaryota; Metazoa; Arthropoda; Insecta; Lepidoptera; Nymphalidae. Gene Ontology annotation, biological process: C-terminal protein lipidation; piecemeal microautophagy of the nucleus; autophagosome assembly. Gene Ontology annotation, cellular component: phagophore assembly site; cytoplasm. Gene Ontology annotation, molecular function: Atg12 activating enzyme activity; Atg8 activating enzyme activity. Bases 243 to 2300 code for a protein of 685 amino acids. The transcript is spliced from 11 exons.
AAAAAGGAAAAUAAACUUAUUAUGAUAGUUCAUCUUUGUGGCCUGUAGGAAGCAAGGAAAAUUUAUCUUUCCUUUGAAGUUUUAACUUUUGUAUGUAGUUUGUUGUCUUGGCCCAAGUUGAAAUAAUCUAUUCACAAGUUUAUAUUAUUUAAGUUAAAUUGGAAGUCAUGACAAGUGAAUGUUAACAAUUAUUGAAUUGAGUUACAUUACAUUACAUUUUACUUUACAAUAAAAAACUAAAAAUGUCAACAUCAGAUGAAAAGCAAGAUAUUAUUCAAUAUGUUCCCUUUAUGUCUUUCGUUCAUCCAUCGUUUUGGCAUAGCUUAACCGAAAUGAAAUUAAAUGUUGAUAAAUUAAAUGAGAGUACGAAACAAAUUUAUGGACGAUAUUCUUAUAGGGAUGAUAUCGUAAGUGUAUUUGAGGUCGAUGGAACUUCAUUCAACAAGGACCCAGAGACAGAGUUCCACUAUAUCAAUGUUACUGGGACUCUAAUGAAUAAAAAUACAAUAGAAGACUUCAAAAACAUUGACAAAGCAUCAUUAAUCAAUAGUGUUGGGGAGAUUAUGAGAGCCAAUAUACAGAUGAAGGCUUGGAUAGAUAAUCCUAAUAGCUUAUUAAACUUUUUCAUACUUUCAUUUGCUGAUCUCAAAAAGUUUCAUUAUUACUACUGGUUUGCAUUUCCUGCACCAAGCCAACCUAUUGUGUGCUUAAAAGAAAAAUGUAAAAACAUAAGCACUUGUUUCAAUGAGAAACAGAUAAAAGAUAUUUCACAGAGCUAUCAACUUCUAGAGAUAUCACAGAAAUGUUUCUUUGCAAUUGUUAAGGAUGAUGACACAUACAUCGUUGUGACCCUUUCAAAGAUCUUAGAUAAAAACAGAAAUAUGGACGAAGAGUCAAAUAUUGAUGUAACUAACACAUUUUUCGCAUUUGCCGAUCACAGUAAUGGCGAAAAUCCUGGCUGGCCACUGAGAAUUUUUUUGGCAGCUUUACUUGAAUAUUGUCCAGAUUUAAGUAAAAGGAUCAUUCAAGUUAUUGGAAUUAGGUGCAACAAAAAUGGUGCAGUUAAUAAUAGUCAGAUUUAUAGCAUAACAGUACCUGAGACAUUCCAGACCCCUCAAAAUGUGGGUUGGGUUGGUUGGGAGCGAAAUGAAAGGGGUAACUUUGGACCAAAACUUGCCAAUAUGUCUGCAUCAAUGGAUCCUGUGAAAUUAGCAGAUACAUCUUCUGAUCUUAAUAUAAAGUUAAUGAAAUGGCGCCUUGUUCCUGAUCUUGAUGUGAAUAUUAUGAAGGAAACAAAAUGUUUAUUGCUCGGAGCUGGUACUCUGGGCUGUCAUGUGGCAAGAGAUCUUUUAGCUUGGGGAUUUCGUCAUAUAACUUUUAUAGAUAGCGGCAAAGUGUCAUUUUCGAAUCCGACUCGUCAAGUACUUUUUAAUUAUCAAGAUUGUCUUAAUGGUGGUAGAAGAAAGUCGGAAGCAGCAGCUGAUAAUUUAAAACUUAUCCUACCAACUGUGCAUAGUAAAGGCCUAGUUCUUCACAUUCCUAUGCCUGGUCAUCCAAUAGGCGAGGCUCUUAAAGAUGAGACCGUUACCAACGUCGAACUUUUGACUGAAGCUAUAAAAGUCCAUGAUGUGAUUUUCCUCCUUCUGGACACAAGAGAAGCGAGAUGGUUACCGUCGCUUAUAUCCGCACACUAUGGCAAGAUAACAAUAAAUGCGGCGCUCGGUUUCGACAGUUAUUUGGUAAUGCGGCACGGAAUUAGUUCAAUUCUAGAAGAAACUUCAAUGAACAGCUCGUUUGUGGCUGGAGAUCAACUCGGAUGUUACUUCUGCAAUGACGUCACGGCACCUGGAAACUCGCUGAAGGACCGCACCCUAGACCAGCAGUGCACGGUGAGCCGCGCCGGCGCCGCCGCCAUCGCCGCCGCGCUCGCCGUCGAGCUGCUCGUGGGAAUGCUGCAGCACCCGCUACGAGUUAAAGCUCCAGCUGUAUAUAACCUAACUGACGAAGAACUCGACCCAAAGCUUCAAGGCGUCCUCGGCCCGAUACCUCAUUCGAUCCGCGGCUUUCUUCAUUCGUACCAAACGGUGCUACCAACGUGCACCAAAUUCAAACAGUGUAUCGCGUGUUCUGAAGUAGUAAUAGACAAAUAUAAAGAAGAAGGCUUAGACUUUUUGAUGAAAGUUUUCAAUAGCGGAACAUAUUUGGAGGAAGUUACGGGUUUAUCUGAACUGCAAUUGACGGCGGAAAUGACUGAGAUACUAACAUUAUCUGACGAAGAUCAAGAAACUCCAAGCAUAUAAAGAGGACAUACUAAAUAAAUGCACAAUAUAAAAAUCUCACCGGUAGCUUCAUAAUUUACUAACAUAUAAUUAGUAAUCUACUUUUUAGUAAAGGCAUUUACUGAAAAUAUAUGAUACACCAUGGUUUGCUAUUAUUUCAUAAGUGUUAAUUUAUUUAAAUAUUAUAAACAAAAAUAAAUUCAGCUUACUUA